Messenger RNA from Saccharomycopsis crataegensis, 3084 nucleotides. RefSeq names its product transposase. The record is from RefSeq and is a predicted model, not a curated record. Gene Ontology annotation, molecular function: DNA binding. Lineage: Eukaryota; Fungi; Ascomycota; Saccharomycetes; Ascoideales; Saccharomycopsidaceae. The transcript has a single exon. The coding region runs from base 1 to 3084 and encodes 1027 amino acids. Gene Ontology annotation, cellular component: nucleus.
AUGGAUCGACAACCACCCUAUGACACCAACAAUUUUGACCAGUUCAGGUACCAGCUGUUCCCCCAGAUCCUGAAUUUCCUAUCACAGAAUCAACAACAACAACAACAACAACAACAACAACAGCAACAUCAACAUCAACAGCAGCAGCAACAACAACAACAACAACAACAACAACAACAACAACAACAGCAACAUCAACAUCAACAGCAGCAGCAACAGCAGCAGCAACAGCAAAUCCAAGUCCAACAGAAUGUGUUAGCACAACCACAACAGCCGGUGCUGCAGCAUCAGCAGUACAACACACUGAUGAGUGUCCUUGAUGCGUUACCAUCAGGUGUCCCAGGGUCCUUGAAUCGCUCUCAUCAGUUGGUUAAUUCUCUACAACUUGGGCAAUAUACAUCUGCUGCUGGAUCUCAUCCUUCUACUAAUCAACAACAGCAACGACAAAUAUCGCUUCUUCAAAAUGACGCCAAUCGUGGUAUCGUUCCUGAGGAAACUGAUGAUAGCAAACUACCUAGAGCAACUUUAAAGCAAAAGAUUGACGUAUUAGACUGGUAUCAUGCUAGUGAAAAGAAAUCCCAACAAGUGACAGUAGUUCAUUUUCAACAAUUCAAAAAAUUUGCGAUUACAAAAUCAUCGCUAAAUAGAUGGGUCAAAGAUGAACCGAAACUCAGAGAAGAGUUCAGAAAUUUAUCCUUCAGUUAUAGAAAUGUCUACAAGAACAAGCCUAAUUUGAAAAAUCCCGAAAUCAAUAGGGCUUUGGAAUUGUUUUAUGAACAGAGCUUGUAUGAAAAGGGUGCGGAAAAAAUCACUGAGAAAACCCUUUUAAAGAAGUUUGAGAGCUUUGCCUUCAAGUUUGAUCCCUCGUUUGAUCCAGAUAAAGCCAAACGAUCUAAUGGUUGGCUACAUCAUUUCAAGAAAAAGAAUCUGGAGAAAAAAAGGGUCAUCCAAGAUUUUUUUAUUGAGAAUGAUAAUAUUAUAUCGAUCAAGUAUAUCAAUCACGAGAAAUUCAGGCUUAAGAAUGUUCUUAAUGAUUUCAAGGCCAGUGACAUUUACCAUUUUGAUGAACUUAUGGUGACUUCUGACUUUCCAGGCCGCAAGCUCUUUGGCAAUUCCCAUGUGAUGAUCAAAAAAUUAAUGGUUGGUUUGUGUGUCAAUGCUGAUGGUAGUGACUUUUUGGGACCAUUGAUUAUUGGUAAGGAGGCAAUAUCUGAGGAUACCAGGACGAAGAAUUAUAUUUAUUAUUCACACCCUUCGUGCAGCAUUACCAAUGAAAUUUUUUAUGAUUUUCUUUCUAAAUGGGACCAAAAAAUUGAUGCUGCUAAUCCAAACAGAAAGAUUGCAUUGCUUUUAGACACAAUUUACUCUCAUAUUGUUCCUAAUAAGGACUUAAAGCAUAUAAAGUUAGUGUACUUUAGUCCAAACUUUGCUUCGUCUUUGACUUAUCCUCGUGAAUUAUUUAUCAAAAAUAUUCUUUCAGUCAGCGAUAAAAUAACCCAAGAGGACAGUUCUGUGUUCAACCUUGAUAUUAGAGAUAUACCUUUGAUGAACACCAAUGUCUCCUCCAGUAAAAGAAUAAAAAUUGAUCGCCAGGAUCCAAACCCAAAUAUCAGAAUAAAUUAUACCCUGGAAAUUCAGCCAAUCAGUCUUGGUAUCUCAAGAGUUUUCAAAAGUCAUUUCAAAUUGAAUUUGUUUGAAUAUUACUUGUCACAGCUACUUUGUGUUGAUAGUACUGAUAUGGGAGCUAUUGGGAACUUCACUGUCGAUGUUUUGGCUUCCGUCAUGAAUGGUAUCACUGAGGCCGAUUUGAUUUAUUUCAUAACUGAAAGUUGGGAUUCAUUCAAGCAAGAAAAUGAGAGCUAUGAGAACAGUGCCACUAGGGCCGAAAAUAUUGAACUGAUGGUAAGAGGCAACGGUCUUCUCGAGCAGCAUCCAAGCGGAUCAUACAAAAGAAAUAUUGUAUCCAAUUGUUUCAAAGAUAGUGACAUUUUGCCAUUUUAUAAUGUUCUCAACACCAACCAGACAGCUGGUGAUAGCUCGAUCGCCUAUUUUGAUGUUCCCAAAGAGUUGAAAUUAUUGAGAAUUCUUUCGAUUUUUGAACUGAAGAAUUUAAUCAGCUUACGGAGAAGACAACCAUUCUUAUCCAAGACAGUUGAACGGCCGUCAGAUUUUUUUUCCUUGACCAUUGAAGAUAUCCUUUUCCCACUUGAAGAGUUUGUGGUCAACAAGCAUCUAACAGAUGAGGAAAUUGUUAAUUCCAUCAAAGAGGAAGUCGGUGCAUAUAAUGAAAUUCAAGAAGUAUUGAAGAAAAACAGUGAAGAAUUUGAAAAAAGGAAGCAGGAACUAAAAUUGAAAAAAACCUUAACCAAAAGCCUUGAUCCCACAGAACGAACUACUAUCAACAAUAUUAUUGAUGAGCAAAUCAGGCGUAUUGAUGCUGAAAGUCAGUUAGGACAAAUCAGUUCACAGUUAUCUAAUCCAAAUAACUCUUUACCUUCAGAUACAGUUCCUACAGAGAUUACUGGAGAAAUUCCGACAAACCAAUCAAUCAAUGCACAAAGUUCGGAGAUGGAUAUAGCUGGAGGGUAUGAUAUGGAUAUUCAAGAGCUUCUCAAGAUCUCCAAGUUUUUAAACAAUGAUAUGAAGAAUUUUUUGAACUCACAUUCAAGAAAUUACUUGGGUAGAGCCAGAAACCAUUUCCGGAAUUUCUUGCUUUCAUUUAAUUUAGAGUUCAAUGAUUUGUUACUAGAUUUUGGUGAUGUGAUGAAGUUAGAAGGUAUGGGUCGUAACUACGAUGCGUUUUAUGUGAACCUGAAUAAAAAGAACUCUAAAUUGAAACUACGACCUACUAACAACCAGGGAAUAACUUUUGAAAAUACUAAUAAACUAAAUAUGGUGAAAUCAUCACUGCAGAGCAAUGUUUUGGGGGUUGAUGAUUAUAUUUUGAGCAAUGCUAACAAAAGAGAUUACGCGAGUGUCUAUGGCAUUGAAAUCAGUGGAACAGGGGAACAGGUAGAAAAACGCCAAAAACAAGUCGCAUCAGGAUUGAGUGGCAUGAUGAGGAAUUUUAAUGGAAAUUUAUAG